Sporothrix schenckii 1099-18 is the source of this 819-nucleotide messenger RNA. RefSeq lists its product as uncharacterized. The record is from RefSeq and is a predicted model, not a curated record. The transcript has a single exon. The coding region runs from base 1 to 819 and encodes 272 amino acids. Gene Ontology annotation, molecular function: pyridoxal phosphate binding; catalytic activity. Gene Ontology annotation, biological process: biosynthetic process. Lineage: Eukaryota; Fungi; Ascomycota; Sordariomycetes; Ophiostomatales; Ophiostomataceae.
AUGAUCAUUGUCAACAACCCGAACAAUCCGAUGGGGGUGCCCAUUCCACGCGCUGUGCUGGAAGCGAUUGUCCGCUUCGCGAGGGCGCGUGACAUCAUCAUCCUGUCUGACGAGGUGUAUCUUCCCCUGACCCAUGGUGGUAUGUUGGCGCCAGACCCGGACGAGAGCAACUAUGCGGCGGCCUUGACGCUGGACGAGGCAUCCGAGCCCCGUGUUCCGCCGCCGCCGCCCCCAAGCAUCCUGACGCUCGGCUACGACAAGGUGAUCGCGACGGGCUCCAUGUCCAAGGCCUUUGCGCUGGCUGGCCUCCGGCUGGGCUGGGUGGCCUCCCGCGACAGGGCCCUUGUCGACGCCAUUCUGGCCGCGCGUGACUACACCACCAUCAGCGUCUCGCAGCUGGACGACGGCAUCGCACGCUACGCGCUCUCGGACUCGGUGCGCGACUCGCUUCUGCGCCGCAACAAUGACCUGGCGCGGCGCAACAUUCGUCACUUGAACCGGUUCGUGGGGAAGUGGGAGAGCAAGGGCCGCGUGCGGGUUGCGUGGGUGCCGCCGACAGCAGGCACGACGGCGUUUGUGCAGUUUUCCACGGUGGCCCGCGGCGACGACAGCAGCGCAGCUGCGACACCGGUCGACGACAAGCAGUUCUGCCUCGACGUGCUGCACGCAACGCAAGUCCUGAUGGUGCCGGGAUCGCUUUGUUUUGGCCAUGGCAAGGACUUCAAGGGCUAUGUGCGCAUCGGCUAUGUGAGCGAGACGGCCGUGCUGGUCGAGGCGCUGUCAAAGCUGGACCGGUAUCUGGAGAACAACCUGGCGUAG